Molecule: messenger RNA, 219 nt
Organism: Lodderomyces orthopsilosis Co 90-125
Lineage: Eukaryota; Fungi; Ascomycota; Pichiomycetes; Serinales; Debaryomycetaceae
Exons: 1
Coding region: 1-219 (72 amino acids)
Source: RefSeq, a predicted model, not a curated record
AUGUAUACCCCAAUAGAGUACGUCCUCACAAUCAUUUCACUUCUCAACUUGUGCACCGCGUUUGUCAUUUACAUUGUUGACAAAAGAGAAGGAGUUUCCGUUAAUUCCGGUAAACAUUUUAAAAGUUUUCGAGUUUGUAUAACAAUGUCUAUACUUUUUGGCGUUGCAUCAAUGUGUUUCCUUUUGCGGAAUUACGAAUUGGAUGGAGCUCAUGUGUAA